ACUUUCAUUUUCAUUCUUUGUGCUGAGUAACGGUGGCUUGUCGUCGUUUCGUCGAUGACAACUGGAUAUUUACUUUUCUGUCGUAUUUAGAUCCCACGCUAUCUACUGGGAUAAAUACAUUCAGUAAGCGUUUAUUUGCAAAAAGGUUUCAUAAAGUUUUGCACUAAGGUACAUUUCUGCAGCAAUGACUUCCUUAGACAUGAGCCCCGCGUCUAAAAAACAGGUGGAUGGAUUCGCCCAAAAAAUUACUAAAGAGGCCGAACAGUUGCUCUCUAACUUCUUCCCAGAGAAGAUUGCAGAGAUGGACAACCUGUUGCAGGGAUCCUAUAGUCUAAAGGAUCUGUCUGUCAUCAAGGCUCCUCUAGAAAUCCCAAUCCCAGACCCUGCCAAAGAAGAGCUCAAGAGGAAGAAGAAAGAGGAGAAAGAGGCCAAAGAGGGAAAGAAGAGUGGAGCUAAAGAAGAAGAAGAGGAUGAAGGCCCUCCCUGUGGUCCCAUCGCCUGCAAUGAGACAGUAGAGAAACUCAUCAAACAGAUCAAGCCUGAAAUUCAGACUGUACAGGAGUGUCUUAACACGGUGUCGAUUUGGUUACAGCUACUGAUCCCCCGUAUUGAAGAUGGGAACAAUUUUGGAGUUUCUGUACAGGAAAAAGUUUUUGAAUUGCUUACCAAUACUCGUACCAAGAUCGAGGGAUUCCAGACACAGAUUUCUAAGUACUACAGUGAGAGGGGAGACGCUGUAGCCAAGGCUUCCAAACAGCCACAUGUGGGAGAUUUCAGGCAGCUUGUCCAUGAACUGGAUCAGCACCAGUACUGUGAAUUACGCAUUGUAGUCCUGGAGAUUCGCAACACUUACGCUGUGUUGUAUGAUGUCAUCACUAAGAAUCUUGACAAGAUUAAGAAACCCAGAGGAGACUUAUCCUCCAAAGCACUUAUCUACUAAGAACCCCAGCCAAUCUGCACUGAAAAGACACAGACACACAAACAUACACAUUUUCUGAAAGUGAAACAUGUCAUAUUGUAUUUCGCAUCUACUGUCAUAGUGCAUUGACUAAAGCUUCAAUUUCAUUUAUUACAGAAGAAAUCUACUGUAGUACUGUUUUUUUUUUUAACACAAUAAAGUUGUGAUACCGUGUGUAACAUC
This is a messenger RNA of Myxocyprinus asiaticus (Chinese sucker), 1141 nucleotides long. RefSeq names its product proteasome activator complex subunit 1-like. NCBI's taxonomy places the organism in Eukaryota, Metazoa, Chordata, Actinopteri, Cypriniformes, Catostomidae. The record is from RefSeq and is a predicted model, not a curated record. Gene Ontology annotation, biological process: regulation of G1/S transition of mitotic cell cycle; positive regulation of endopeptidase activity; regulation of proteasomal protein catabolic process. Bases 185 to 940 code for a protein of 251 amino acids. Gene Ontology annotation, molecular function: endopeptidase activator activity. The transcript is spliced from 11 exons. Gene Ontology annotation, cellular component: cytoplasm; nucleoplasm; proteasome activator complex.